AUGGCAGACGCUAAGAAAGCGGUUUUGGGGCCGUUGGUCGGGGCAGUGGACCAAGGUACCAGCUCAACACGUUUUUUGGUUUUCAAUGCCAAAACGGCUGAAGUACUUAAUUAUCAUCAAGUGCAAAUAACACCGGAGUACCCAAAAGAAGGAUGGGUAGAGCAAAACCCAAAGGAAAUCCUGCAGUCAGUGUAUGACUGCAUAGAAAAAACAUGUGAGAAACUUGGACAGCAGAGCAUUGACAUUUCCAACAUAAAAGCUAUCGGUGUCACCAACCAGCGGGAAACUACUGUAGUCUGGGACAAGUUAACUGGAGAACCUCUCUACAACGCUGUGGUGUGGCUUGACCUAAGGACCCAGUCUACUGUGGAGAGUCUCAACAAAAGCAUUUCAGUAAGCAAUAACUUUGUUAAGACCAAGACAGGCCUUCCAAUCAGCACUUACUUCAGCGCAGUGAAACUUCACUGGCUCAUUGACAAUGUGAGGAAAGUGCAAAAGGCUAUUGAGGAUGGCAGAGCUCUUUUUGGGACAGUUGACUCGUGGCUUAUCUGGUGUCUGACUGGAGGCAUCAACGGAGGUGUCCACUGUACGGAUGUAAGUAACGCCAGCAGGACCAUGCUUUUCAAUAUCCAUUCUUUGCAGUGGGAUGAAGAGCUCUGCAAUUUUUUUGGAAUUCCAAUGACCAUCCUUCCUAGAAUCCGGAGUUCUUCUGAGAUCUAUGGCCUAAUGAAAACUGGCCCGUUGGAAGGUGUGCCAAUAUCUGGAUGUCUUGGGGACCAGUCUGCUGCUUUGGUGGGACAACUGUGCUUUCAGGAUGGACAAGCCAAAAAUACAUUCGGGACAGGUUGUUUCUUACUGUGUAACACAGGCCAAAAGUGUGUAAGUUCUGAACAUGGCCUUUUGACCACAGUGGCGUACAAGCUUGGCAGAGAGGAGCCUGUCUGUUAUGCCCUGGAAGGUUCCGUAGCUAUAGCUGGUGCUGUUGUUAGCUGGCUAAAAGACAAUCUUCAAAUUAUCAAGUCUUCGGCGGAAAUUGAAACACUUGCUGAAAAAGUAGGCAGUUCCUACGGCUGCUACUUUGUUCCAGCAUUUUCAGGGUUAUAUGCACCUUACUGGGACCCCAGUGCAAGGGGGAUCAUCUGCGGACUCACCCAGUUCACCAACAAAUGCCACAUUGCGUAUGCUGCUUUAGAGGCCGUUUGUUUCCAAACCCGAGAGAUUUUAGACGCCAUGAAUAGCGACUGUGGAAUCCCACUGAAACAUUUGCAGGUAGACGGAGGAAUGACCGCCAACAAAAUCCUUAUGCAGCUGCAAGCAGACAUUCUGUGCAUUCCGGUGAUGAAACCUUCCAUGCCGGAAACAACUGCCCUGGGAGCCGCCAUGGCAGCGGGAGCAGCAGAAGGGGUUAGGGUGUGGAGUCUGAAACCUGAGGAUUUAUCCGUUGUCCAGAUGGAGAAGUUCGAACCUAAGAUCAACGCUGAGGAAAGUGAAGUUCGUUACUCCACAUGGAAGAAGGCUGUAAUGAAGUCAAUGGGCUGGAUCACCACUCAGACCCCUGAAAGUGGCGACCCUAGUAUCUUCGGCAGUCUGACCCUGGGCUUUUACGUAGUGAGUAGCAUGGUGAUAUUAAUUGGAGCAAGGUACAUCUGA
This is a messenger RNA of Acomys russatus (golden spiny mouse), 1650 nucleotides long. Its product is annotated as glycerol kinase-like. The record is from RefSeq and is a predicted model, not a curated record. Gene Ontology annotation, biological process: glycerol metabolic process; triglyceride metabolic process; glycerol-3-phosphate biosynthetic process. Gene Ontology annotation, molecular function: glycerol kinase activity. Bases 1 to 1650 code for a protein of 549 amino acids. Gene Ontology annotation, cellular component: mitochondrion. The transcript has a single exon. NCBI's taxonomy places the organism in Eukaryota, Metazoa, Chordata, Mammalia, Rodentia, Muridae.